This is a messenger RNA of Acanthosepion pharaonis, 1101 nucleotides long. The record is from the annotation of a GenBank genome assembly. NCBI's taxonomy places the organism in Eukaryota, Metazoa, Mollusca, Cephalopoda, Sepiida, Sepiidae.
AUGUUUACAGUUCAUAGAUCAUACAACGCCCUUGAGGACAUUAAUCCUUUACUACGGUCACGUGUUUUGGUGGAUAACAAGAUAUGUUUCCCUAAACCAUGGGUGAGAGUUGUUGCUAUGACGACCGUUACAGAACGCAUUCAGAGAUUAAACAUUAACAAAGUUUUUCCUUUCCUAAUUCCUUUUUCUGACGAUUCCUUUUUAUUCUUUGUAUCUUUCUUGGUUUCUUUUCCUCCUCCUCUUCAUUAUUUUCUUCACUUUCCUUCUCGGUCACUUCAUGUUUUUUUUGUUUUUUUUAUUCCUUGUCGCUUUCUUUUUAUUUUUCUCUUUUCUUUCCUUUCUAGAACUGCCACUAUUUUCCCGCUGUACUUUCUCUUUUUUUUUCAUUUUCAACGCUUUCUUAUCUUUUUUCAGUUUCUUUCUCGGCAUUUUCUUCUUCUUCUUCUUCUUCUUCUUCUUCUUCUUCUUCUUCUUCUUCUUCUUCUCGUGUUCUCCGCCUCCUCCUCCUCCUUCUUCUUCUUCUUCUUCUUCUUCUCCUUCUUCUUUUUCUUCUCAUUUUCCUCCUCCUCUUUCUUCUUCUUCUUCUUCUUCACCUAUUCCUCCUUCUGCUUCUCCUCCUCCUCCUCAUUCUUCUUUUCCUCCGCUUCUUCUUCUUCUUCUUCUUCUUCUUCUUCUUCUUCUUCUUCUUCUUCUUCUUCCACUCCACCGCCUCCUCCUCCUCCUACUUCAAAAUUUCAUCUCAUUUCACGUCGUGUUACUUCUUGUCUCCUUUCCCACCCAAUUCUCCUUCCUCAUUCUCUGCGUCCGCAACAAUUCCUUCUCUUCAGCCAUAUUCGUUUACAUGGUUGCAGACUUAUACGAAGAACUAAGCAAAUAGUUUGCCUUUUGACACAGUUUCUCCCCUCUUUCUCUUUCUUUUCUCUUUUUCUUUCUUUUUCCCCUCUUUCUUUUCUUUUUUCUAUCCCUUUUCCUUUCGCUCUUUCUUGUUUCUCUCCUUUCUUUCUUCUUUUCUACUUUCUUUUAUUUUUCUUUUUUUUCCAUCCUUUCUUUCUUUUCUUCUUUUUCUUUAUUUCUUUCGUUCUUUCUUUCUUUCUGUCAUGA